AUGAUUCCCAGAGGCGUCGCUGCCCUCGGCACUCCGGCCUUGGAGAUCGGCCAGAUCCUGCUUGGAAAUGCCAGCAGAUACACCAUCCAGAAAAAGAUCCGCGAGGGUGUUUGGAUCGCUACAAACCCCAUGGGAAGCAAGUCGAUUGUCAAGGGCGUCCAGGGCAUCUCGGGUGCGCAAAACGAGCACAAUGUCCUCCGCAAGUUCCAGGGCAACCCCUUCCUCCGCCCUGUCAUCGACGAGAUUCAGCAGGAGGCCCCGAUGAUUGUCCUCCGCCACAUGGACGACACCCUCCUCAAGGCCACCGUCAAGAAGCCCCUGACCAACCGCGAGAUUCGCUUCGUCGCCCGCGCCGUCCUCCGCGGCCUUUCCACCCUCCACAAGGAUGGAUACGUCCACACCGACAUCAAACCCGACAACAUCCUCGUCAACUACGCCUCCGCCGAUGAGGCCGACCCCGACUUGCGCUUCUCCGACGUUCAGAUCGGCGACCUCGGAGCGUCUUACUCGGUCGACUCUGAUGUCGCGCGCAAGGGCUUUCUGAUCGGUGCCCCUAUCUGGACCAGCCCCGAAGUCCUGAUGGAGGUUCCCUGGGGUACGGCAAGCGACAUCUGGGCUUUCGGUUCCAUGAUGAUCGCCCUGCUUCACGGCGGCGACUACAACCCUUUCCGUCCCGCCAAUGCCUCCUACCACGACCGCAGCUAUAUCUUUGAGGUCCUCCGCCAGCAGUCUCGCCGUUUCGGUGCCAUCCCCGAGACUUAUCUCGAGCGCGCCCGUCCUGGCAAGGCCAUGGCCGCCAAGGCCCUCACUGUCGGCCGCAAGGUUGAGCCUCUCGACUUCCGCACCGCCUCGCACUUCAUCAACCGCAUCAUGCGCAUGGACGCCGCUGAGCGCCCGACUGCCGACCAGCUUUUGGAGGAGAUGUCCGGUCUCUUCGAGGACUAA
Colletotrichum karsti is the source of this 945-nucleotide messenger RNA. RefSeq names its product serine/threonine protein kinase. Gene Ontology annotation, biological process: protein phosphorylation. The transcript has 2 exons. Gene Ontology annotation, molecular function: protein kinase activity; ATP binding. Bases 1 to 945 code for a protein of 314 amino acids. Lineage: Eukaryota; Fungi; Ascomycota; Sordariomycetes; Glomerellales; Glomerellaceae. The record is from RefSeq and is a predicted model, not a curated record.